GCCGAGAGCGCGGCCGGGACGGUUGGAGAAGGAGGCUGCUCCCGGGAGGGGGAGAGACACACUGCUAACCUCUGCCGUUCAGGACCCGGUUAUUUAUUUAUUCGUUACCCCUUUUCUUCUUCCUUCCCCCCAGAACCCUUUCCUUUCCCUCCCCCCCUUUUUUUCCUUUUGGGGGCCGAAAAAUACCUCCGGAACCGGAGAGGAGAGCGCCUUUCGCUCUUUUUCGUUUCCCCGCCUCCUUCCCUCCCCCACCCUUCCCUCCACCGGGUUUUUUCCUCCCUUCUCUGGGAGGUCUUUCCCGGUGGCCGCCCCAACGGGGUCUGAGCGCCUAGGUGGAGGCGGCGCAGGCUUUUUGUAGUGGGGUUUGCGCCUGCGCAGCGCGUCGGCCUCCGCGAUGCACGGAGGAGGCCCCCCCUCCGGGGACAGCGCAUGCCCGCUGCGCACCAUCAAGAGAGUGCAGUUUGGAGUGCUCAGUCCGGACGAACUGAAGCGAAUGUCAGUGACAGAGGGUGGUAUCAAAUACCCAGAAACUACAGAGGGAGGCCGCCCCAAGCUUGGGGGCCUGAUGGAUCCAAGGCAAGGGGUGAUUGAGCGAACUGGUCGCUGCCAGACGUGUGCAGGAAAUAUGACAGAGUGUCCUGGGCACUUCGGCCACAUUGAGCUGGCCAAACCUGUAUUCCAUGUGGGCUUCUUGGUGAAGACAAUGAAAGUUUUACGCUGUGUCUGUUUCUUCUGCUCUAAAUUGCUCGUGGACUCUAAUAAUCCGAAGAUCAAAGACAUUUUGGCCAAGUCUAAGGGACAGCCGAAGAAGCGACUUACCCAUGUCUAUGACCUUUGCAAGGGCAAAAACAUCUGUGAGGGUGGGGAGGAAAUGGAUAACAAGUUUGGCGUGGAGCAGCCUGAAGGCGAUGAGGAUUUAACCAAAGAAAAGGGCCAUGGUGGCUGUGGGCGCUAUCAGCCCCGGAUCCGGCGCUCUGGUCUGGAACUGUAUGCAGAGUGGAAGCAUGUCAACGAGGACUCUCAAGAGAAGAAGAUCUUGCUGAGCCCUGAGCGAGUACAUGAAAUCUUCAAACGCAUCUCAGAUGAGGAGUGUUUUGUACUGGGUAUGGAGCCUCGCUUUGCCCGGCCCGAGUGGAUGAUCGUCACAGUGCUACCUGUGCCCCCACUGUCUGUGCGGCCUGCCGUGGUGAUGCAGGGCUCUGCUCGCAACCAGGAUGACUUGACUCACAAACUGGCUGACAUCGUGAAGAUCAACAAUCAGCUUCGGCGCAAUGAGCAGAAUGGUGCAGCGGCCCAUGUCAUUGCUGAGGAUGUGAAACUCCUCCAGUUCCAUGUGGCCACCAUGGUGGACAAUGAACUGCCUGGCCUCCCCCGUGCCAUGCAGAAGUCUGGUCGUCCCCUCAAGUCCCUGAAGCAGCGAUUAAAAGGCAAAGAGGGCCGAGUGCGCGGGAACCUGAUGGGCAAGCGAGUGGACUUUUCUGCCCGUACCGUCAUCACCCCCGACCCCAACCUCUCCAUUGACCAGGUUGGCGUACCUCGCUCCAUUGCCGCCAACAUGACCUUUGCGGAGAUUGUCACCCCCUUCAACAUUGACAGACUUCAGGAACUCGUGCGCAGGGGUAACAGCCAGUACCCAGGGGCCAAGUACAUCAUUCGAGACAAUGGUGAUCGCAUUGACCUGCGUUUCCACCCCAAGCCCAGUGACCUUCACCUGCAGACUGGCUACAAGGUGGAACGACAUAUGUGCGACGGGGACAUUGUUAUCUUUAAUCGGCAGCCAACUUUGCACAAAAUGUCCAUGAUGGGCCAUCGGGUUCGCAUCUUACCAUGGUCUACUUUUCGUUUGAACCUGAGUGUGACGACUCCAUACAAUGCUGAUUUUGAUGGAGACGAAAUGAAUUUGCAUCUGCCUCAGUCUCUGGAGACUCGGGCAGAGAUCCAGGAACUUGCCAUGGUCCCGCGCAUGAUCGUCACUCCCCAAAGCAACCGCCCCGUCAUGGGCAUCGUGCAGGACACACUCACCGCAGUGCGCAAAUUCACCAAGAGAGACGUCUUCCUGGAGCGGGGUGAAGUGAUGAACCUCCUAAUGUUCCUGUCCACAUGGGAUGGGAAGGUCCCACAACCAGCCAUCCUGAAACCUCGACCCUUAUGGACGGGCAAACAGAUCUUCUCCCUCAUCAUACCGGGCCACAUCAACUGUAUCCGCACCCACAGCACCCAUCCUGAUGAUGAGGACAGUGGCCCUUACAAACACAUAUCUCCUGGGGACACCAAAGUGGUAGUGGAGAAUGGAGAGUUGAUCAUGGGCAUCCUGUGUAAAAAGUCUCUGGGCACAUCAGCUGGCUCCCUGGUCCACAUCUCCUACCUGGAGAUGGGUCAUGACAUCACUCGCCUCUUCUACUCUAACAUUCAAACUGUCAUUAACAACUGGCUCCUCAUCGAAGGUCAUACCAUUGGUAUUGGGGACUCUAUUGCUGAUUCUAAGACUUACCAGGACAUUCAGAACACUAUUAAGAAGGCCAAACAGGAUGUAAUAGAGGUCAUUGAGAAGGCGCAUAACAAUGAGCUGGAGCCGACCCCAGGGAACACUCUGCGGCAGACUUUUGAGAAUCAGGUGAAUCGCAUUCUCAACGAUGCUCGAGACAAGACUGGUUCCUCUGCCCAGAAAUCCCUGUCUGAGUACAACAACUUUAAAUCUAUGGUGGUAUCUGGCGCCAAAGGUUCCAAGAUCAACAUCUCUCAGGUCAUUGCUGUUGUCGGGCAGCAGAACGUGGAGGGCAAGCGGAUCCCAUUUGGAUUCAAGCACAGGACUCUGCCCCAUUUUAUUAAAGAUGAUUAUGGGCCUGAGAGCCGUGGCUUUGUGGAAAACUCUUACUUGGCUGGCCUCACACCCACUGAGUUCUUCUUCCAUGCCAUGGGGGGUCGUGAGGGGCUCAUUGACACAGCUGUCAAGACUGCUGAGACUGGUUACAUCCAGCGGCGAUUGAUCAAAUCCAUGGAGUCUGUGAUGGUGAAGUAUGAUGCAACAGUGCGCAACUCCAUCAACCAGGUGGUACAGCUACGCUAUGGCGAGGAUGGACUGGCAGGCGAGAGCGUUGAGUUCCAGAAUCUGGCUACCCUGAAGCCUUCCAAUAAGGCUUUUGAGAAAAAGUUCCGCUUUGAUUACACUAACGAGAGAGCCCUCCGCCGCACUCUGCAGGAGGAUCUGGUGAAGGAUGUGCUGAGCAAUGCACACAUUCAGAAUGAGCUGGAAAGAGAAUUUGAACGGAUGCGCGAGGAUCGGGAGGUGCUCAGGGUCAUCUUCCCAACUGGUGACAGCAAGGUCGUCCUCCCCUGUAACCUGCUGCGCAUGAUCUGGAAUGCUCAGAAAAUCUUUCACAUCAACCCUCGCCUCCCCUCUGACCUGCAUCCCAUCAAGGUGGUAGAAGGAGUCAAAGAAUUGAGCAAGAAGCUGGUGAUUGUGAAUGGGGAUGACCCGCUGAGCCGGCAGGCGCAGGAGAAUGCUACACUUCUCUUCAACAUCCACCUGCGGUCCACACUAUGCUCCCGCCGUAUGGCUGAGGAGUUUCGGCUCAGUGGAGAGGCCUUCGACUGGCUGCUGGGUGAGAUCGAGUCCAAGUUCAACCAAGCCAUUGCCCACCCUGGGGAAAUGGUGGGAGCUCUGGCUGCACAGUCCCUUGGAGAACCUGCCACCCAGAUGACCCUGAACACCUUCCACUAUGCUGGUGUGUCUGCCAAGAAUGUGACGCUGGGAGUGCCCCGGCUUAAGGAGCUCAUUAAUAUUUCUAAGAAACCGAAGACCCCCUCCCUUACUGUCUUUCUGCUGGGCCAGUCUGCUCGAGAUGCUGAGAGAGCCAAGGACAUUCUCUGCCGUCUGGAACAUACUACAUUGAGGAAGGUGACUGCCAACACAGCCAUCUACUAUGACCCUAACCCCCAGAGCACAGUGGUCGCAGAGGAUCAGGAAUGGGUGAAUGUCUACUAUGAGAUGCCUGACUUUGAUGUGGCUCGAAUCUCGCCUUGGCUUUUGCGGGUGGAGCUGGACCGGAAGCACAUGACUGACCGGAAGUUGACCAUGGAGCAGAUUGCUGAAAAGAUCAAUGCUGGUUUUGGUGAUGAUUUGAAUUGUAUCUUUAAUGACGACAAUGCAGAGAAAUUGGUUCUCCGAAUUCGCAUCAUGAAUAGUGAUGAAAACAAGAUGCAAGAGGAGGAAGAAGUGGUGGACAAGAUGGAUGAUGAUGUUUUCUUGCGCUGCAUUGAGUCCAACAUGCUGACAGAUAUGACCCUGCAGGGCAUUGAGCAGAUCAGUAAGGUGUACAUGCACUUGCCACAAACAGACAACAAGAAGAAGAUCAUCAUCACAGAGGAUGGGGAGUUCAAGGCCCUGCAGGAGUGGAUCCUGGAGACGGAUGGUGUGAGCCUGAUGCGGGUGCUGAGUGAGAAGGAUGUGGACCCCGUUCGCACCACAUCCAAUGACAUUGUGGAGAUAUUCACGGUGCUGGGCAUUGAAGCUGUGCGAAAGGCACUGGAGCGGGAGCUGUACCAUGUCAUCUCCUUUGACGGUUCCUACGUCAAUUACCGACAUUUGGCGCUCUUGUGUGAUACCAUGACCUGUCGAGGCCACUUGAUGGCCAUCACCAGACAUGGAGUUAACCGACAGGACACUGGCCCGCUCAUGAAAUGCUCCUUUGAGGAAACGGUGGAUGUGCUUAUGGAAGCUGCCGCGCACGGGGAGAGUGACCCCAUGAAGGGAGUGUCUGAGAAUAUCAUGCUGGGCCAGCUAGCUCCAGCUGGCACUGGCUGUUUUGACCUCCUGCUUGAUGCCGAGAAGUGCAAGUAUGGCAUGGAAAUCCCCACGAAUAUCCCUGGCUUGGGCGCUGCUGGACCCACUGGCAUGUUCUUUGGCUCAGCACCCAGUCCCAUGGGAGGAAUUUCUCCAGCCAUGACUCCCUGGAACCAGGGUGCAACCCCAGCCUAUUGUUCCUGGUCUCCCAGUGUAGGAAGUGGAAUGACCCCAGGCGCAGCUGGCUUCUCUCCCAGCGCUGCUUCAGAUGCCAGUGGUUUCAGUCCAGGCUAUUCUCCUGCCUGGUCUCCUACCCCAGGCUCCCCAGGCUCCCCGGGGCCCUCAAGCCCGUACAUCCCAUCACCAGGUGGUGCAAUGUCUCCCAGCUACUCACCAACGUCACCUGCCUACGAACCUCGUUCACCUGGGGGCUAUACACCCCAGAGUCCCUCGUACUCCCCUACUUCACCUUCUUACUCCCCUACUUCUCCAUCCUAUUCUCCAACCAGCCCCAACUACAGCCCCACAUCUCCGAGCUACUCACCGACCUCUCCCAGCUACUCGCCGACCUCUCCCAGCUACUCCCCAACUUCUCCAAGUUACUCUCCUACUUCUCCCAGCUACUCCCCAACUUCUCCAAGCUACUCGCCCACAUCACCUAGCUACUCUCCAACUUCUCCCAGCUACUCCCCAACUUCUCCAAGUUACUCUCCAACUUCUCCCAGCUAUUCCCCAACCUCUCCAAGCUAUUCACCAACAUCACCAAGCUACUCGCCAACGUCUCCGAGCUAUUCACCAACAUCACCGAGCUACUCGCCAACUUCCCCAAGUUACUCACCCACGAGUCCUAACUAUUCUCCAACCAGUCCCAAUUACACCCCAACAUCUCCCAGCUAUAGUCCAACAUCACCUAGCUACUCGCCCACAAGUCCCAACUAUACACCAACGAGUCCGAACUACAGCCCAACUUCUCCCAGCUACUCGCCCACCUCACCAAGCUACUCUCCCACUUCACCAAGUUACUCCCCUUCAAGCCCACGAUACACACCUCAGUCUCCCACCUAUACCCCGAGCUCUCCCAGCUACAGCCCCAGCUCUCCCAGCUACAGUCCUACCUCACCGAAAUAUACUCCGACCAGUCCUUCCUACAGUCCCAGCUCACCAGAAUAUACCCCAACUUCUCCCAAGUACUCACCGACCAGCCCAAAGUACUCUCCUACUUCUCCCAAGUACUCUCCUACCAGCCCCACUUACUCACCCACCACCCCAAAAUACUCCCCAACCUCUCCUACAUACUCCCCAACCUCUCCAGUUUACACCCCGACGUCCCCCAAGUACUCGCCUACUAGCCCCACUUACUCCCCCACCUCACCCAAGUACUCGCCUACUAGCCCCACCUAUUCUCCCACCUCCCCCAAAGGCUCUACUUACUCGCCCACUUCACCUGGCUACUCGCCCACCAGCCCCACUUACAGUCUCACCAGCCCGGCCAUCAGCCCGGAUGACAGUGAUGAGGAGAAUUGAGGCUGAGCAGGGGGCAGCAGCAGCUGGCUAGGGAGAUGGGCAGCUUCAGUGGUAUUGCAGUCCUCUUGCCUCCGCGCUCUCCGCCUUCUUGGGGCACAGUCUCCCAGCCCAGCUCCCUUGUACAUAGUUCUUUGUGACAAAGUUCCCCAUUGAAGUCCUGAUCCCAUUUCCAGUAGGACUUUCCUUGUUUUCCAGUUGUGCUCUGUCAGAAACUGACUUUGGGAUCUCCUUCCUACCCCUCUCACCCACGGUCGGGCCCAAAAUUGAGUCUCCUCCUUUGUCUGUGUCUUGAUUUUGGGGGUAAAAGAUGUUUUAACUUCUUAAGGUAGCUCCUGCUUUUGUUUGUUUCAUCUGGUCUUUGAGAAGAACAAAGCUAAUGCUGCCUUUUGUCUGUUAUUUUAUUUUUUGAAGUUCAAAUAAAGUUUACUAAUUUUG
Messenger RNA from Sorex fumeus (smoky shrew), 6742 nucleotides. RefSeq names its product RNA polymerase II subunit A (gene POLR2A). The coding region runs from base 395 to 6307 and encodes 1970 amino acids. Gene Ontology annotation, molecular function: DNA binding. The record is from RefSeq and is a predicted model, not a curated record. The transcript is spliced from 29 exons. Gene Ontology annotation, cellular component: RNA polymerase II, core complex. Lineage: Eukaryota; Metazoa; Chordata; Mammalia; Eulipotyphla; Soricidae. Gene Ontology annotation, biological process: transcription by RNA polymerase II.